UCGGAAAACGCUCGAAGUUGGAAUCGUAUAAAAGUGAAAUUUGGUAAUAAGAAUCUCGUGUUUUCAAUUUUCUAGUAAAAACUAAGCUAUUUUUGUUAAAAUGAAUAAAAUUGUUAAGUGUGCCCUAAAUAAGUGUUAACAUUAAUAAGUAUUAUAUAGAAUUAAAAGGAAGAAAUCCUUAUUUAAACCAGCUUUACUUACAUUGUGAAAAUGGAAGAAAAAUAUAUUUUAUCAUUAGACAUAGGGACAACAACAAUACGUGCUGUUAUUUAUAAUACUCGUACUGAGACAGUAGCCAAGGCUGUAGACAAUGUAAUACUGCAUUAUCCACACCCUGGCUAUGUGGAAAUAGAUCCAGAUGAAUUGUGGAGCUCUGUUGUGGAUGUUGUAAAGAAAGCAUUGAGUAGUGCAAGUUUAAGUGCAGGACAAAUUACUGCUAUGGGCAUAUCAACCCAGCGCAGCACUUUUAUCACAUGGUCAAAAGAAACUGGUAAACCUUUUCAACGAUUUGUGACAUGGAAGGAUUUGAGAGCUGACAAAUUGGUCAAACAGUGGAAUGAUUCUUAUAUUUGGAAGUUUAUAAAGUUUGGGGCAUAUAUGCUUUUUAUUGUAUCAAGGAGUAAAAGAUUUAAAGCUGGAAGCGUUUUUAAAUUUUCUAAUAAUCAGACAACAUUAAGGCUCUAUUGGGCAUUACAUAACAUACUUGAACUCAAAACUGCAGUGGAGAAAAAUGACGCUAUGUUUGGGACUUUAGACACAUGGCUGUUGUACAAAAUGACAGAUAGAAAGUUGCACAUGAGCGAUGUAUCAUCAGCGUCCGCCACUGGUUUCUUCGAUCCGUUCACGAUGCAAUGGGCGGGCUGGGCCAUGUCCAUAUUUGGUAUACGAAUGGCCAUGUUGCCAAGUGUGGUCGAUACAGCGGGUGAACAUUUUACCAGCACUGCGAAGGAGAUUUGGGGACACCCUAUACCUAUAAGGUGUUGUAUAGCUGAUCAAACGGCCUCCAUGUGGGGUUCUUGCUGUUUUGACGUAGGUGAUGUGAAACUAACUAUGGGAACUGGGACAUUUUUCAAUAUAAAUACCGGGGACUCCCCCCACGCGAGUGUCUCGGGGUUGUACCCAGUGGUGGGCUGGAGACUGGGCUCUGAACUAGUGUUCUCGGCGGAAGGUGCUAAUAAUGAUACGGCUAGUAUUAUUAAAUGGGCGCAGAAUUUAGGUUUAUUUGACAAGCCGGAAGAUACGUCAGAAAUAGCGUUAUCUGUUCCUGAUUCUGAUGGAGUUUUCUUUAUUCCCGCUUUCAGUGGACUUGGUCCGCCAUACAACGAUUGCACAGCUGCUUCAGGCUUCGUAGGUAUGAAGCCGACAACGUCCAAAGCGCACUUAGUCAGAGCCGUGCUCGAAGCUAUCGCGUUUCGUACCGCACAAUUAUAUGAUUGUGUGAAAAAGGAGACUAAUUAUACUUUCACUACUAUACGGUUGGAUGGAGGUGUAUCGAACAAUGAUUUCGUAGUACAACUAGUGGCAGAUUUAACAGGACUGCGUGUAGAGAGACCGGUGCAGGUCGAAAUGUCUUCCCUUGGUUGUGCGCAUAUAGUGGGGUUGCAAUUAGGUAUAUUCAAAUCGAAAAAAGAGCUAAUAUCCCUCCGCAAAAUAGGCAACGUGUUCGUACCAAGAGCGCAAGUUAAGAAGUCCUAUGAGAACGUAAUAUCACGUUGGGAAGACGCCGUCAAACGUAUGUGCGGGUGGUAUGUUGAUAAUAAAACAUCUAUAUCACAAAAUAGCGUAUCAGAUUCAAGUAGUAACUCUAUUACUCCUCAAAAUAGUUUCAAGGUGUCUCCGAAGAAAAAUGGGAAGUCUAAAUAGCGGUGGUUUUUACUCCUGCCGCUUUGUAUUGCGUGCGUUCCCAUACUUAGAUGAUAUAAGGCCCCGCCCUGUAGGUGUAAGAUGCGUUAUAGUAUAAGUUUACAACUGAUGGUGAACUGUUGAUUUUAUAUUGUAUAGUUUAAGGAUUAGGGUGCUUUUCCACUAAUAAUGUACGAGGAUGUGUAGCGAGGAAUGUGUUUGUUUUUACAAAUCAUAUCGAUUCAUUUAGUUUGAAGUUUGAAGCGAAGCGAUACUAUUGGUUAUUUACAAACACAUUCGUCGCUACACAUGCUCGCAAAUUAUUGGUGGAAAUGCGCCCUUAGGUUAAGGUAAAGAAGUUUUAAUGGAUAAUGAUUUUUAUUGAUGUGUAAUCUCAUGUUGGAUUGUUUUUUAUAGGAAUUGUGUUGUGACUAUGGAUUUGUGUGUUAGCUAUGAAUAGGUAAUUUUUGAUGUCUACCCUCCCUGUGAUUAUUUUCUUGCCAAAAACAUUUUUGUUUUCAAUUGUUCUUUAUUUACUAACUUGUGACGAAGUUUUUAAACAAAAUGUGCCACAUUCAUUAGCUUUACGGUAAAUGCUAUUUAAAAUUAAGCUUUAUGAUAUCUGAGAUGAUUAUAUAUUCUAAGUAUGAUAUUAUAUGCUAAUACGUAAAGUGCUCUUUUCUUAUCGACUACUGCUUGAAAAGCCUUUCAAUAAUAUUGAAUAUUCCAUGAAAAACGUAAUAGAUAUUUAUUUUUAAGUCAUUUCAAUAUGUCAUGAAAUACUAGAUUUAGUUCACACCUUUAUCUGCUUGUCUAAGUUCCGGAUUCAAUUAACCUUAAUAGGAAAUAGCGAAAAAGAGACGAUUUUAGCUUUUUAAGCAGAAUCAGUAUUUUUUGCGAAGGCGUGAACUUGCUCUCGGCCCUUCGCUAAAACUAGGAAGAGUUUUUAAAGUUAACUUCAACGUGAAAUAAUCAAUAUUUUACUUUUAUUAUUGUUUAAGUAUGAAUUAAGUUUUAAGGCUCAUCAUGUAAAAACUAUUGUUAUUUCUUGUCAUAUUAAUAUCAAUUAAAAUUAUAAAUGCUCUACUAGAGAAAUUAUAAUAUUAUAAUAAAAAAGGUAGAUAAUAUAAUGAAGGGUUUAAAAACGGUUUUAUUAGGGCGCAAACUAUCUGUAUUAGAGUCCUUUUUUUGCUUUUUCAUGCAAGUAAAAAAGCAUUGACGUGUGACUAUUUUUAAAGACUGCAAUGAAUCAGAAAUGACAUGUUGUGAUAUAAAUCGAGUAAGUAAUUGGUAGUAAGUAUAUUUAGAUGUUGUCUUCUUCCUUAAACCGUAAGUGACAUAUUCAGCUUUGAAUAUAUGUAAUUAAAAAAUUGUAUUAUUAUUUUAUUAGGCGUUAAAAUUUUUGAUAGAUGAGAUUGAAUAACAUUGACAUAGCGUUCCUACGUCUUUAAAUAUCUACGGUGUUGUUUCUAGUGUGAAAUUUAUUGUUGAAAUUUAUUGUAAGGACUUUGUAACCACAAUUCAAACAAAUAAAUUU
This is a messenger RNA of Colias croceus (clouded yellow), 3379 nucleotides long. RefSeq names its product putative glycerol kinase 5. Gene Ontology annotation, molecular function: glycerol kinase activity. Lineage: Eukaryota; Metazoa; Arthropoda; Insecta; Lepidoptera; Pieridae. The record is from RefSeq and is a predicted model, not a curated record. Bases 211 to 1863 code for a protein of 550 amino acids. Gene Ontology annotation, biological process: triglyceride metabolic process; glycerol-3-phosphate biosynthetic process; glycerol metabolic process. The transcript has 11 exons. Gene Ontology annotation, cellular component: mitochondrion.